Molecule: messenger RNA, 339 nt
Organism: Aureobasidium melanogenum CBS 110374
Lineage: Eukaryota; Fungi; Ascomycota; Dothideomycetes; Dothideales; Saccotheciaceae
Product: Pre protein translocase Sec Sec61-beta subunit
Exons: 3
Coding region: 1-339 (112 amino acids)
Biological process (GO): intracellular protein transport
Cellular component (GO): Sec61 translocon complex
Source: RefSeq, a predicted model, not a curated record
AUGUCUUCUCCUCGUCCUUCUUCCCCCGCCAACGCCGGUGCCUCAACUGGCUCCACCACUGCUCGCGCCGCUUCUCCUAGAGCCCCUGGCGGUCCCGCAACCGCUAUCCGCAGAAAGGCAGCCGCUGACCGUGCCGACCGCGCUGCCAAUGUCAGACCCAGUAGCACUCGCGCCGCCGGUGCUGGUGGCAGCAGCAGCACUAUGCUGAGACUCUACACCGACGAGUCACCAGGUCUCAAGGUCGACCCCUUUGUCGUCCUCGUCCUCUCCGUCGGCUUCAUCAUCUCAGUCGUCGCACUACACAUCCUGGCCAAGAUCACCAAGAAGUUCUCGUCGUAG